AUGGCCUCAUCGGAACAAGGGUCAGGCUAUUCGGUGACACCAACUCAGACCAGAGGGUUCACAGGGCGUCACAAUUCCAGGAAAAGCGAUGACCUAUCCUUCCAGCGCCCGUCUGUCAAGGAUGGCCGUUCGCUCUCCGGUGGCAGUUCCCAGUAUGGCCAGAAAUCCUUCGCCUCCUCUAUGCAGCCCGUUGGGCCUCCCGGAAGUUUCAACCCAGAGAUGAAGAGUGCAACGCAGGGAGGACGGACUACCCCUCAGGCAGAUCCAGCUGGUCUUAAUUUGUCUCGACUCCAGCCUCAAUUUAAAGAUGCCGACGCCGCUAGUAUAUCUGAGCAGCGACAAGCUGCGGUACGGGAUAAGAUAGCCAAGGAGAUGAAGAUCAAACUGGGAACAGAAAACAUGUUGGAAGCUUUACUAAGCAAGAACAACAAGCAAACCAAAGAACAACGUCAAAGAGUCGAGAUAGAAUUAGGGACUUCAAAUCGAAAGCUCGCUGAAUUGAAACAAGAGCUCGACCAGGAAAUCCUUAGGGCCCAGACCCCGACAACACCGCCGGGCAACAGGCUCUCAAGCUACUUCAGGGGAAGCCCUCUCAAAUCACCUCCCCGAAACACAGAUCUGGAAAAUGACCCUGCAGAUUCUGUCGACAGUGAAUCCCCUACCGUGGUCUUGACCGAAACUCUCCAGCAACUGGAGACUGAUGGCAUGCAACCAGACUACUACAUUGAGCGCGCGAAUGCUCUGGUGGAGCUACUGAAGCGCAAUCCCACCUUGAAAUAUGACCUUGCCUGGUCAGUUUUCAGUUUGAGAGUUCAAUUGAUGCUCUUGAGUGAAAGCUCGGAUGUUGUUGCGGCUGGAUAUAGAUUGACUAGGCAUGCAAUCGCAGACAGAAAGUCAUUACAGACCAUCCGAACGCUGCACACAGAUGAGUUGGUCAUCCUAUCUCUAGUCAAAAAAGAGAAGGCUGUACUCGAACGUGAGCAGGCGGUCAAAUUUGUCAGGGCCUUCUUAGAUGUCAAGGAUGGAGUUCGGGAAAUCUCUAGGGCUGUGGUACGCAGCCUGGUUGCUGUUGCUGAGACCUACGACGAUAGACUGAAGGAUAUCUGCCUGCUUACACUUGCGGAGAUACUGGCAAAACACACCGAGCUCCUUGUUGCUGCUGACGGCAUGAGCACUCUGACCGAUGCUUUGGCCGACGGUACUUUUCCCGCUCCUGAAGGUCUGGUGGCAAGCUUUCUUCACAUUCUUGAUCAUCCUCAACAAAGGCGAUACCUGCACACAGGGCAUGAAUUUGAAGCCAUGUUUGCUCCGUUCACUGAUCCGCUCCUACUCAACGGCAAUGAGGAGAAACUUAAAACGUGCGCUCAAGCUAUUUCGGCCAUGCUUAAGACUUGGCCCGGGUUUCUUCUGUUGGCUAUGAACGGUGCCGCAUCAUUGCGAUCAUUGAUUGAUUCAUUGGUUUAUCCGAUCACACAGUCCAGAGAUACGGUUGUGGAACUAUUCUUUGAUAUCCUACGCAUAAAACCUCCAUCGUGGUCCAGUUCUUUUCUCGCUGGUCGAAGGCUAACCACCUAUGGACGGGUAAAUGCAUUGCCUACUGAACAUCCCUCUCAACGUCAGCUUGCUGAGUACAACGCUGAUGGUAGGUUUGACUUAACGUAUCACUUCUCUGCUCUGGUCCUGGCGGCCUUGAUUAAAGCGGGUUUGAUACCUGCACUCGUUGAACUUAUCAAGGUUGAAGAGGACUUAACCUUGAAGAGGAAAACAACUUUACUUCUCACAGAAGUGUUGAAACUGGCACACCACGCGCUACCCGAGACGAUCAGCGCAAAUAUUCAGGUCUUAGGCGGCCUUGUGUCCAGAGUUGAAGAUUUUGGCUCUGAAGAGUCCUCAGUCAAUACGAGCAUGAUAUACCAGAUCGAAAGCAUCAAUCGAACUCUAAACCGGACUACCACUUCAAACACAUUCGGACGAACCCUACCGACAGACGAACUUGCAGUUGGCCCGCAAGCAAUCGAAAGAUCAAAAUACACUGUUCUGAUGGAUGCGGAGCAAUUUCGACAGGCCAUGAUUGACAGCCAAGUUACCAAUCACUCCCAAUAUGUCAAGUGGAAGUGGGAUAUUAUUCAUGGUCUGGUGGAAGGCCCACUGUUGAAUCCAAAGAGGCUGGAGGAAGCAAUCAAGUCACCAAAAUUUCUGAAAAGGCUCGUUGGUUUCUUUCGACCAUUCAAGUACAGAUUUUCCAUGAUACGCAGCACCAGGCCGAAUCAGCGGUAUGUGCGCACUGGAUGCGCGUUGAUGCGAACUCUGACUCAAACUGCUACUGGUAUCCAAUACCUUGCGGAGAAUAAGCUUCUCCGGCAAAUUGGGGAGUGUCUUGCACAAAUUGACCCUCACAGCGGUAUCACAUCUGCUACUCCGUUGUUUGACCGCCACCAAAUGGCUGAGACACUCAGCGGGGGCUACUUUGCUAUGCUUGGAGCACUUAGUCAUAGUCCAGAAGGGAUGAGGCUAAUGGAACAGUGGCACAUGAUGGACAUGUUUUACCAUCUUGUGGAGUUGAAGAAUCGCGAUGAUCUCAUCAAGGCUCUUCUUGGAAAUAUGGACUUCACAUUAGAUUCACAUCUACGCGUGGUUCUCUCUAAAGCACUCACCUCGGGAGUUAAAGAUAUCCGGCUCUUCUCUACUAAACUACUACGACGAUACGCAGUAGGUAGAGUGCAAUACUCCUCCGGACUGCAGGACCCCUCAAGCUCCCAUUGGGCCUUACGCCUUGUAUUGACACAACUGUAUGAUCCAGAUGUCGAAGUGUGCGAGGUUGCUGUCAAGAUCCUCGAGGAAGCCUGCAAUCAACGCAGCCAUCUCGAAUAUGUGGUCAAAUGCCGGCCAUCUCUGGAUCAUCUGGGAGAAAUCGGAGCACCACUUCUGCUACGGUUUCUGGCUACGUCAGUCGGAUAUCGGUAUCUGAGUGGCUUAGACUACAUCACGCAGGAAAUGGACGACUGGUUUCUUGGACGAAAUGAUUCGUAUGUAGCAUUGGUGGAAGCCUCAAUAUUACGUGCCUACAUGGAUGGCAGCAUCAGCAAAGCAAGCUUUAAUGAAGAUCCCGCAGUAGACCUGCACGAGAUUGGGAUCGCCCCCCCACAUUUCUACCGCGAACUCGCACGGACGGAAGAAGGGUGCAAGCUGUUGAAGCAAUCUGGCCAUUUCUAUGAAUUUUCGUCAACUAUUCGGGAUUUUCAUGUGGAUGAAGAAGAUCCGGAGAUCUUGACCAAGGUCAAAGGCUGUAUGUGGGCAGUUGGCAACAUUGGGUCCAUGGACCUGGGUGCACCGUUCCUCGAGGAGGCAGAGGUGGUUACUGCCAUUGUUCGAAUCGCCGAGCAGGCAGAGGUUAUGUCAAUGCGCGGGACAGCAUGUUUUGUGUUGGGGUUGAUCUCCCGAACACUACAUGGGUUUGAAAUGCUCGCAGAGAACGGAUGGGAGACGACGGUCGAUCCCCGCGGCAGAUCACUUGGCUUAUGUAUACCUCGCAAUUUGGAGGCUUUGUGUCUGAAAUCUGUUGGAUCAGCCACUCAUGCCCGGGUGCCAAAUCCUGAAGAAGAGGCUACUUAUAAAACCGUAACCACAGAUAAAGACCCCGUCAAGGCCAAAAUCCUGAAGCUUGUUGUAGAGAUGGGCAAUUCAGUCAUGUAUAAAAAAGCCACCGGUGAGCUUCACACAAUCAAGGUCAAGCAGCCCACACAUUUUUCGGACACCGAACUAUUUCGAAAGUCGCUCAUGAUUCUGGAAAGUCACCACUACCGUCAACAGGCGAGACACAAGAUUCUAAACCUUUUUAAUCCCAACGUGAUGAGGAAAAUAGUACUGGACGAAGAAAUGGGAGAAUCGACCGGAUCAGACACGGGGUAG
Messenger RNA from Exophiala aquamarina CBS 119918, 3909 nucleotides. RefSeq lists its product as uncharacterized. Bases 1 to 3909 code for a protein of 1302 amino acids. The record is from RefSeq and is a predicted model, not a curated record. NCBI's taxonomy places the organism in Eukaryota, Fungi, Ascomycota, Eurotiomycetes, Chaetothyriales, Herpotrichiellaceae. The transcript is spliced from 2 exons. Gene Ontology annotation, biological process: TORC2 signaling. Gene Ontology annotation, cellular component: TORC2 complex.